UCAGACACCCAGAUAUAUGAUGAUCUCUUAAAAAUGAUCGCGAACUGUUUGUAAAAUCGGUCUGACAGAAUCAUGCCGGACAAACGACCCUAAGCGGUAUGGCUCACUUAAACGAGCCGAGUUUUAGUGUGUGAAGCAUGUUGACGUCUCGUGCUAGUUGACACAUUUAUUGGGAUUCGACAGCAGAUCAGUGCAAGCGGACAGACAAAGGGAAAGGCUUUCGAUAGCUAGAAUGCUUUGGGCCUAAAAUAAGUCAAGAGAGUGGUAUGGUCCGCAUACCACUCAACUCUCAGGAAAUACAGCAGAGACGAUUGAAGUGCGAAAUGGUUGAUUGGCGAUCAAGAACAUUGACCUCAAAGUGGACGGUACUAAACGAGAAGGAGCCAUAGCUGGAAAACCCAUCGAGUCGUGUGGAAGUUUCUCUCAAUUCUCCUCCAAUGGUUCAUUGGUUGAGGCCAUGGCCUCUCAGUCAGGCAAUAUGAACCGUGAAGACCGGAAUGUGCUCCGUAUGAAAGAAAGGGAAAGGAGAAAUCAAGAAAUCCAGCAGGGAGGAGAGGCCUAUCCAGCUAACUCCCCACUCUUUCCUGAACCUUAUAAAGUUCAGUCCAAGCAAGAUCAACUCUCCAGUCUCAUCAAAAGCAUGCUUGGCAAUUACGACGAAAUGAAAGAGACCAUUGGCGAACCUCCAAUGUCCAAACUCAUUCCUAAAGCCUCCAGCACCCCCUCAGAGGAGAAAUCCGGUCAGUACAGUGACCAGCGUGGAGGAGGCACCCAGAGCCAGAACAACAAAUGGACUCCUGUCGGCCCGGCACCCGGUGCCUCCUCUUCCUCCUCCACCACCUCCUCUUCACAGAAACGCUCGUCCAUGCAGGGUGGCCACAGCGGCAGCCAACGUAACGGUAGUAGUAGCGCCGGCCAGCGGCACGAGCGAGAAUACAGCAGUAGUAGCAAAAAGUCAAGCAAGCACAGCUCCGAGCACAAGUCUCAUUCCGCCUCCAGUCCAGCCAAGGGCUCUAUGAGCUCUGGAAACCACUCGCGGACGCUAACUUCCGACCACGGCAAGGAACGCUACCGCUCCAAGUCACCCAGGGACCGAGAGGCAAACUGGGACUCACCCUCCAGGGUGCAUUCUUUUUCCAGUGGGCAACAUCAAAGCCAGGCCUUCCCGCCCUCACUCAUUAAGCCCAGCUCCAUGCUCCAAAAGCCCACAGCAUACGUGCGGCCUAUGGACGGCCAGGAGACUGCAGAGCCCAAGACCUCCUCAGAAUCGUAUAGCGGCCAGUCGCAAAGCAGCGCAGUGGGAGAGAUGAAACCCAACGGCAAGGCUUCACUCACCAAGCUCAAAAUUCCAACGCAGCCCCUCGAUGGUUCAAUGGGCGGAGAUGCAAGCUGUGUUGAUGAGAUUUUAAAGGAAAUGACUCAGGUUUGGCCUCCUCCACUAACAGGCAUUCACACCCCCUGCAAGACAGAACAUUCAAAGUUUCCAUUUCCCACCAAGGAUGGCAAUCACCUGUCUUUUGGGGCACACAAAAAAAUCUCAGGGAAGACCCCAUCCAGUCACCCGACAAAGCCUGGCGACAGUGACCAGGCCAACACAUUGCAUGAUGAUCUAAAGCUCAGCAGCAGUGAAGACAGUGAUGGAGAACAAGAUCCUGCCAAAAACACACCCAGAAACACUUCAGCAAGUAAUAACAGUAAUAAUAGCGUGGGGGCAGAGCGCGAGGACACCAGCAGUCAUAGUGGCUCGGAGAGCAGUUCCGGUUCUGACAGUGAAAGCGAGAGCAGCUCGACAGACAGCGAAACCAAUGAACCGCCCCGUCCGGUGUCGCCGGAGCGCGAACAACCCACAGCUAACAAAUGGCAGUUGGAUAACUGGAUUCCAAGAAAGAAAGAGGGGCGAGACGCCUCAAACAGGAGCUAUAGUGGCCAGAGCUCCAAAGAUCCGACUCCCACCCCUGGACGAGAUCUUCGGCCCACUCAGAAGGGCUCCGAAAGCUGGCGGGGGCGUCAGAAGUCUCCCGCCCAAAGCGAGGGCGGAAGUCAGAGCGGGCGAAGGGUGGUGGGCACGAAGCAGCCCAGGAAGCCAGAGAAGCCCCCAGUCGUUGAAGAGCCAAAGGGUGGGCUGAAAGUGGAAACCGAACCCUCGCCCGAGAUCUUAUCGCACAGGGCCCGCGCAGCCAACAAGGGCCCCCGUAAGCCCAACAUUAAGAAGGAGCCCAAAACCUCGUCCCCUCGGCCCAUGCAGGACAAACGCAAAAAACCACCCAGCAAGUCCCGCGAGUUCGUGGAAUCCGAUUCAUCGUCCUCUGACUCAGAAGGCAAUGAGAGUGUCCCAUCUUCUUCGCAAACGCCAAGAGAGCAAUAUGCAGAGAAUCCAUCUGUGCUCUUCUCGCCCAUGGUCUCUCCACUGAGUGACUCCGAUGAGAAGCUUCCACCUAAACUGCUGGUGCAGAUCGACCUCAGUCUGCUCUCUAGAGUGCCCAGGCGACUGUACAAGGAAGCAGAGGUGAAGGUGGAGAGGGAUUCUCCAGCAGAUGGGAAGGACUUCCAGAAGCUGCCUGUUGAAAAGGGAGCCACCAGGGGCAAGAAGAAACGGCAGAAUGAUGAAGUUGGUGUCAAGCUAGAGAGUAAGAAAUCCAAACAAGACGAGAAGUCAUCACACAAAUCAAGCAGUAAAGACUCGUCCAAGCGUGCUCAGGAGAAGGAGAACGAGAAGGAGUUGGCACCCUCUCCCUCCAUCACGUUGCAGCAGACAUCCAAGUCAGAGCACCAGAGUCGCAAGCGGACGCUCAGCCAGUCCUCCACAUCUUUGCCCAGCAGUGGCAGCAGCAAAGACAGCAGCAAGAGCAACACCAAAAGCCGUAAAGGCGAUGACAAACCCACUCGCAGAGAUGCCAAGGAAAAAAGCUCUAAAAUGGAGAAUUCUCUGGCAGUGGCGCCCUUUUCUGAAGGCUCAAAGUCCAGAUCCAAACUCUUGUUUGAGGACAGGGUUCAUUCAGCUGAUCAUUACCUUCAAGAGGCGAAGAAAUUGAAACACAAUGCAGAUGCUCUGAUGGACAGGUUUGAGAAGGCCGUCUAUUACCUGGAUGCUGUGGUGUCUUUUAUUGAAUGUGGAAAUGCUUUGGAGAAAAGUGCCCAGGAGGCCAAAUCACCCUUCCCCAUGUAUGCAGAAACUGUGGAGCUCAUUAAGUACACUAUGAAGUUAAAGAGCUACAUGGCCCCAGACGUUACUUCUGCUGACAAAAGACUAGCAGUGUUGUGCCUGAGGUGCCAGGCUCUGCUCUAUCUGAGGUUGUUUAAACUACGGAAAGAAAGUGCACUGAAAUACUCAAAGACACUCACUGAACAAUUGAAGAAUUCGUUGAGUAAUACACAAGCUGCGUCUCCUGGAGUAGCAAAUAAAACGGCCGGAAUGCCGUCUCCGGUCUCUCCUAAGCUUUCUCCGGGCAGCGCGGGCAGCUACUCCUCCAGCAGCUCCAGUCAGAGCGCCAGCUCCUCCGUCACUAUCCCUCAGCGCAUCCACCAGAUGGCAGCCAGCUACGUGCAGGUCACCUCCAACUUCCUCUUCGCAACUGAAGUGUGGGAUCAGGCCGAGCAGCUUGCCAAAGAGCAGAGAGAGUUCUUCGCUGAACUGGAUAAGGUGAUGGGCCCACUCAUCUUCAACACCAGCAGUAUGACUGAACUGGUGCGGUUCACGCGGCAGGGCCUGCACUGGCUACGACUGGACGCCAAGCUCAUACAAUAGAGUGGUCUCAAGAGCACCCCCCUGUGGCCACGCUCUUUAUCCGUAGCCCUCUCUACGCCUACUCGAAACACUCACACACUUUAUCUGCCUCAGACAUUCUCUGUGACACUGUGUCUCAUUUGUACACCAGCUUGCCAAAAAAUGGAAACACUUCGUGUCCCACUCUGCCAUGACAAGCCCUGUGAAUAUUCAUCAGAGGGGAGGCGGCUAACCCAUAUACACUGCGUUGUCCUGUUCAUAUCACAGGCUUGUUUCAAACAAAAAGCCAUCUUCCUUGUUUCAUACAUUAUUUGUAGUUUUAUUUUGUUUUAAUUUCCCCUGUUUUUGAUUUCUUGUUUGUUUUCAAGCUGUAAGCAAACACAAAUAAUAAUUUGGACAUUUAUAGCUUCUUUUUUUCCAACCAAAGUACCUCCCUUUAACCAAAGGUGCUUUACAGUUUAAAGGUUUUCUCCUUAUACAUUUUCUUGUGCCUUGUAUUUGAUAUACAGGAAACUAGGACAUACAGUAUCUUCAAAUACACAUUGAGAAAGGUUUGAUAUGGGACUGGAGUCGAGUUGUUUGACAGGAACAUGUGGCCCAGGGUGAGGGGGUGGAUUACUGACGGGUUUUGAAGAGAAAUCAUUUAUCUUAAAAUAAAUGUUGACGGGUGUCAAGGCAACCACACAUGGUUUGGCAAGCCCUUUCAACAUUUCAUUACGUGCAGGAUAUUAAUUAUACAUACAAUUACAUUUUUACUUGUGCUAAAAUGCUAAAAAUGACUUCUGGUGAGAUUACUAGUGAGUGCUCAUUGGAUGCACACUUGGAAAAAAAAGGUUAAUUCUUUAUAAAAAAUGACAUCAUUACUCGUGGAAAUUGUUGGCAUAAAUAAUAAAAUUUGGACUAGGAAUUAUUUUUUUUUACAUCUUUAACUGGAUAUUUUCUAGUAAAAUUUAACAAUACCCGUCAUUCAAUCCAGUUCGAAAUGCUUUUUCAGAUAUCUAUUAUAUUUUUUUACUAGUUCAAAUACCAAUUUCCAAUAUGUACUACUUACUAGUAAAAAUUAUUAUUAUUAUUGUAUCAAUAAUUGCAUUGUUACUUGUGCAAAUGUCCAUUUCUUUUUAUCAGAAAUUCAAUUACAACAAGUAAAAUGCUAUUGAAAAUCAAAUUACAGUUUUAAAAAUUAGAGUUUUGGUUUGUAAUCGACUAGUAAAAUGCUUGUGAAAAUAAAAUUACAGAUCUUAAAAAAAAAAUAGCAUUUUGGUUAUCAAUAAUUGAAUUAAAUCUAGUAAAAUGCUACCAGUAAGAAGUGCUUCGCUGAUAUGUGUGUUUGGAAUUUAAACAAGUUAGAAAUGAAUUAUAGAUAUCUGUAUUUGCAUUGUGAAAAGGAUUGAAUGACAGAUCAUUGUGAAAUUCUACUAGUGAAAAUGCAGUUACAGAUGUGGCAGGGUUUUUCUAGUUGACAUUCAAAUUUUGAUACCAAGAGUGUGUAUUUCUGUGAGUAGUGACGUCAGUUUUAUAUCAAGAAUUUAAGUUUUUACUAGUGCAAAUGUAAUGACUGAUAUCAAAUCUUAGCACUAGUAGUAAUUACAUUGCUGAUAUCAAAAAUAGAACAGUAGAUAUCUAUAAUUCAUAUCCUGCAUGUGAUUGAAAUGUGUGCUGAGUAUUCAAAAGUGGCUUUUGUCUAAAUAGUUCGAUCAAGUCAGUGGUGAACUGAUUUGCCGCACUUAAUUCCGUAUUGUUGCAAAACUGAAGGCUAUAAAUCACCAUAUCGAAGUCAUAGUUUUGUCUCACGGUAACAUCGUAAACAGCCAAUGUGUCAAGGUUACACCCUGUUGGAUUUGUAAACGUCAGUACCACGAACGCCCGGGCCAAGAUUAUUUUACAAAAUGUAGCGCUGUCAGUUUUCUGGUAUUAAACGCUGGGGUAUUCUAGUACUGUGUCGACACGCUCGGCCUAAUAAAGAUUUUAUUUAGAUAAUGGCAAAUUGUUCCAAGUUGCAUUUUCGUUCUCACGAGUUUCAGCAUGGAUACAGGGUUGCAAUAGGAGAUGAGACGUAUUUCUAUUGUAUAUGAAAAUAUCAUAUUUAAAUAUUUAAUGUGAGUCUUGAGGUUGCUUUUAUAGUGUCAGUGUCACGUAUUUUGCAGAUCUGAAGAAAUCGGUCAUGUAAGGAUAUAUAUAUUUAUGAUGCAUUGGAUUGACUAUUGCAGUUAAUAAAUGUACAUAUUACAUUGUGUAGUUUUAGAGCAGACUUACCCGCCAUCCAAACGCAUCGAUCUUUUGCAGUAACACGAGAAGACAAAACGUUCAUCAUAGAAUGACAAAUGGAGUGAAAAGCGAUCACGAUCAAUCCACAAUAUAUGAAAUGCUGGAAAUAUAUCAUCUGUUGCACUAAAAUCUUUCCUCUCAUUGGCUCCCUGUUUUAUCUGUAGGGACAGACUGUUUCCACUGUCUAUGCAGAUGUUUCUAGGACCGUCUUCUUGAGCUUGUUUGUGCAGGACUACUUUUAUCAGCCGAAAUGUAAACUUCUAUCUACAUCUAAUACGUCUUUUUGGCUGGCAUCUAGAUUUAUCCCUGGUGUGCUUGUAACUUCUUCUAUCUUGCAGAAUAAGUCGUUUGAGAUUUGAUGUAGGAGUGAAAUGUUUGUUUAUUGUGCUUUUAUGUAAAUGUGAUUUUAUGUGUCAGCUUCAUGAUAAGAAAGUGACUGCAUAUGAAAUGAAAUUCCCAUGGCCUUUAUGCUUUUUAACACAUGAAUUGUUUGUGAUGUGUCUGGUAUGUUUUCUUUUCUUUUAUUUCUGCUAGACUUCAUGACAUUGCUUUUAGAGGAUUAGAUUGAUUAAAAUCCAUUUUUAAUUAUCUUGAUGAUAUAACUUUAGCCAGGAUGAUAUAACUUUUUUUUUCUUUUGUCCAAUUAAAAAAUAACACUUGCAUGUUUUAUUUAAAUACUAAGCUGUACAAAUGUACAUAAAACUCUCUCUUAGGGUAAAUUUUUACUGCGGUUUAACAUUUGUAUUAAUUGUAUAUAGAAUGUGAAUAUAUUAUAUGCACAUUUACAUUACUAAAAGACCCCUUUUUUAAGUCAUGACACUUUUGACAGAACGCUGUAUGUUAGUAAUGUCAGGCCGGUUGUUUUCCUCUCAAGUGAUUCAUUACUGUACUGAGUUUCUGUGCUGUAUGAAUAAGGCUUGUCUUAUGGUGGUCACUUUUAUUAUGCUGUUGAAAUAGGAUGUAUGCAGUUGACCAUAAGGACGGUCUUCCCUCAACUAAACUUUAUCCGAGAAGCCUCCACUGAGAGCGAGGCAUGUCGUUAUGUUGAGCAGUUCUAGAUGUCUGUAUGUAGUACUCCUUUAGUAAUUAUCUCUAAAAACUAUCAUUGGCAAAGGCAGUAUAGUUCAAAUCAAUUUAAUUUGAAAGUAUUGAGAUGAGAUUGACAAAAGAAAGAAAUCUACGUGUAUAUAUAUAUAUAUAUAUAUAUAUAUAUAUAUAUAUAUAUAUAUAUAUAUAUAUAUACAUCUAUAUCUCGUAUUAUGGAUGCAAUAUGAUUUAAAGGUACUCUUAUGAGCCUUGCUUAUCCAAACCUGUAAUAGCCUGUAAUUUAAACACUUUUUUUGUGAAGUGAGUAUAACUAAUGGAUUUUCUGAGUCUGUUGCAAAUCAUCUUUGUAUUUUGCCAUAUGGAAAAUAAAAUAUAUAUCAUU
Molecule: messenger RNA, 7418 nt
Organism: Xyrauchen texanus (razorback sucker)
Lineage: Eukaryota; Metazoa; Chordata; Actinopteri; Cypriniformes; Catostomidae
Product: AF4/FMR2 family member 4-like
Exons: 21
Coding region: 458-3745 (1095 amino acids)
Biological process (GO): regulation of gene expression
Cellular component (GO): nucleus; super elongation complex
Source: RefSeq, a predicted model, not a curated record